Molecule: messenger RNA, 6045 nt
Organism: Xyrauchen texanus (razorback sucker)
Lineage: Eukaryota; Metazoa; Chordata; Actinopteri; Cypriniformes; Catostomidae
Gene: map4l
Product: microtubule associated protein 4 like
Exons: 16
Coding region: 110-3085 (991 amino acids)
Biological process (GO): neuron projection development; microtubule cytoskeleton organization
Cellular component (GO): neuron projection
Molecular function (GO): microtubule binding
Source: RefSeq, a predicted model, not a curated record
GGGACGUUGUCGUGCGAUCACAGGGGCGCACUACGAGAGAGGGCGGAUCUGACUGCACAACAGCUAACACUACAGCGUUCUGAAUUUUAAAAACAACAACAAAGGGAAGAUGGACUUUAGUUUACGUGAUGCAUUCACAGACGGAGCACCUAAAGCAACCCAGGAGAGCCUGCUGAAAAGGGAUUUUGUGGCUGGCUUAGAAGCUCAGAGCUUUGACGAUAAAGUGGGCGAGACUGUGGGGAAGACUGAGUACCGCCCCCUUCUGGAUGGGAUGGAUGGAAAGAGGGAAGGGUCUGGCUUCAUGUCUGGAGGCCUGACUGGGGAUCAACGACAGGACCCUCAGGGAGACAUACGUCCCAGUCCGACUGGACAAUACGUCUACAAGAAUGACUCUCAAUCAGGCCCAGCAUCAAUGAUUGGAAAUCCUCUCCAAUUGGGAAACCAGCAAAUGGGAUCUACAAUGAAGGAUAACAGCAUAGACUCUUUUUUGGGGUUCUCUCAGCCUGGGAUGAAGAUGGGUAUGAAUAUGAAUGUUGGCAUGGCUCCUUUCCAAAGCUCCAAACCCCCCAGUAUGGUUGAACCUCAGAAGACCUCACCAUUGUUUGCCAACGAACCACCCAAACCAUCCCAGUUAUCUGCUAAUCCAAUCACAACAAGUCCUUGUAUCAGCCAGGAAAAUUCUACAGAUUGGGGAAACCAUCGGACAGGUGAGGAAAUGCUCUCUACGGAGCAGUUCCAUACCCCCAACAAGGCAGAACAGAGUCCGACUAAUCCCUUGGGUUCUCAAGAUACAGCAUCUGGGGAAGAAAAAUCCACUGAGGAAGGAACCGGGAAGCAACAGAAUAGGAAAAAGAAGAAACGCAAGAAUAGGGAUGAAAUGUACGACCUUCUGGACCGUCUUGGUUCCCCAGAGUCUGAAGAGACUCCAUCAGAAAGCUCCAACCAUGGUUGCCCCUCACCUUCCAUCAAAAAUGAAGAAAUCUGGGAGAGCGAGAUCCAGGAGAGAGGGGGAGGAUGCAUUAAGGCCAAGAAGAGUAAGACCAGGAAGAAGCUUCCUGAGGAAUGGGGCGCUCCUGCAGAUCAUUGCAACAUAUCUGGGUCAUCUCAACCAAAUCGUACAACCAUAAUGGACAUGGACUUCAGCAGCCCUAAUUUGGUUGAUUCCAAGACACUGUCUAAUGUUAGCAUAGAUCAGGGGAGUACACCUCCUACAUUCACACCUGAUUUUCUGCACCUCACGGACACGCAGGCAUGUAGGCCCCAACCGACUGGUCAGGCAACCUCCUUAUCCUCCAAUCACCCUAACUCAACUCUCAAGAUGGAGCGGGCAAUGUUUGAUAUAGAUAAAUUAUCUGAAGAUUAUGUUGGUGACAAAUCUAAACUAGUACUGCCUGGUAUUCACCCCUCAGAUAAACUGCCCAUGAAUGAUACUUACUCGAUUGAUCCUAAGUCAAACCUAGCCCUCAGUCCAACUCAGACUGUCUUGUUUCUUGACUCAGUGCUACAGGCACAGACCCCAGACGCAAGCCCCCCAUCCCAGAGCACACCAGUGAAAACCCCUCUCCCUCACACCACUGCCCCAGAGCCUGCUCUUGAUCCAACCCCUGGCCCACUGACCAUCGGCACAGACAGUCCUGCCUCCAAAAGCACAUCAGUUAUUAGUCCCUCCUACUCAGCUAUCCCCCCCAGCACUGCAGUGGGUUUAAACCCAGAGGUUCCGUCUUUCGUCCCUUCAAUCACGGAGCAGCAGGAGCCCCCGCUGGCACAGUCCCCCCUACUGGAAGUGAAAGAAGAUAAGACAGCCAAGGGGAAAAUGGAGAAGGUGGACACUUCCCCAAAGAUGGACAACAUCAACAUCAUUGAGAAGCAAGACAAGCCUGAGAAGAAAGAGAUAGACAACGCCACAAAGAAAGUGGAAAAUGUGGACAAGACUCAGAAGAGUGAGCAGAUCAUCAAAGAUGAGAUGAAAGCUGAGAAUAAGGAGAAACAGGAUAAUAAAGCAGAGAAAAAUGAGAAGGUUGAGAAAGUGGACAAACCUGAGAAGACAAACAAGGAUAAAGAGGAGAAGAAAUCUAAUGGAAAAAAAGUGGACAAGACAACUAAAACUGAGAAGAAUGCAAAGACUGCCAAAGAGACCGCUAAGUCCCCAACGGCCAAUGGGAGCAAGGAUGUGACCAGCCCUUACAGUAAGGCUAAGUCUUCUGAGAGUGCCACAGCAACCCAGCGUCGCCCUCCAGUGCCUAAGGCUAAAGCUAAAAAAACUGAAAACCAAUCAGGAGAUGUGAAAAAGACAACACCAGUUAAAACUACCCCAAGGACAACUUGCACAACACCCUCUGCCAAUGCCACCAGCAUGGCAGACACCAAUGGGACCCUGACACCUCGUCCCUCACGCAUCACCAAACCCCCCGUGCCCAAGCAGGCUCCCUUGGAGAGGAAGCCCCCUGUGCCUCGGGCCCCCCGGAACAUCCGGCCCACCAAUGCACCCCUGCCUGAUCUAAAAAACGUGCGCUCCAAGAUCGGUUCAACAGAUAACAUGAAGUACCAGCCUGGUGGAGGCAAGGUCUCUGCAGCCCAGGGCAAGACUGAUGCUCUGCCAAAGACCAGCCAGGGCAAAGUUCAGAUAUCCCACAAAAAGCUGGACUUCAGCCACGUCACCUCCCGAUGUGGCUCCAAGGACAAUAUCAAGCAUGUUCCGGGUGGAGGGAAUAUUCAGAUUCUAAAUAAAAAGGUUUACUUGAGCAAAGUGACCUCAAAAUGUGGAUCCAAGGACAACAUAAAUCACAAGCCAGGUGGUGCUGACGUGAAGAUUGAAUCUCAUAAGGUGGACAUCAAGACCAAGUCCAAAGUGGGAUCCCUGGACAAUGUAGGCCAUGAACCAGGAUGUGGCAAUGUCAAGGAUGAGGGGGUUCAGCAGAAGUCUGAGGGAAGCCCAUCUGCCCAUGCCGUCUCCUCACCCUCUCAGGCAGGCAACGGAGCAAAGGAGAAUGGGCUGAAGGAGAGCUCUCCUGCUCCCGUACCCUCUCUGGGAGAGAGGCCCCGGGAUUCCCAGGGCCUGGAAAAAUGUAUCCCUAAGACAAAUUAAGUCUUACAAGCUGAGCUUUCUCGCACGGACCAUGACGCUGAAAUCAUCUCCUGGUCCCCCCUAAAUGGCAGCCACCUCCACCCACAUCGCAGCACCUCUCUCAGUGUUUCUCUGGGGUCCGCCUUGUCCUCACACUCAACCCAGCUUGUCCCAUUCACUCAGCCAUGAGAUGGGUGCAAACAAUUACACUAGGAGAAGUAUUGUGCUUUUAUCAUGGCAUGUCCCUUUCAAACUAGUCUUCUCAUUACUGCAAUCAUUAACCUUUUCUCUCUUUUACAGUUUUCUUUGUUUUCCCUGCUGGGAGAGUUUCAAAAGGGCAAGGCUCUGGCUUAAUUUAUAGUGCACCUGUUUGAAUGCAGAAUUUGGUUUGAGGCUAGAGCUUUCACAUUGUUGGAGAAAGAAUUAUGAUGAUCCUGAUCAUGAUAGUUCAGCCACUGCAAUAGCUCCUAGUGUCAUCUUUGUUAGGAUCACAGCAUUUAGAGUGCUUCUUUCUAGACUUACUACUAGCCAGUGCUAUCCCUGAGACAGACAACACUCUUUCCACCCUCUGUCUAUAUGUUUGGCAGUAGAUAUUCUACAAUGAAAACCCCAGAAUUCACUUGAGAUGUAGCUUAUUACAUCAAAUAUAAUUAGUUGUUGUUAGUGUGUGGGGCUGUCUUAAAUCCUAGUCAAUAUGAAUGACUCAGCCGCCAUCCAUCCAACUGCUUCCUAUGCUUCACUGGCCUGUCCUGUCCUGUCCUCCUCACACAAAUUAUAAACUCUGGUCCCCCCAGUAUUUUAAAGAGCACUUAAUCAUUUGAAACUCAUAAGCUGUUUAAAUAACUGCAUAUUUACAUCUUCAAUGAUUUUGCUGUAUCGUGUUUGCAUAAAUUACUGAAACAUAAAGCUGUAUCAUUAUGGUAUCUAGCAUCUGAUUAUAUCUUCAUCUUUCCAGAAUCUUCUCUCUUAUGAGUUAAUAUAACAAAAAAUCCUCUAACACAUAACAUGCAUAUACUACAGCAUGGUACAGUAAGAGGAAAAGGCAAUGGCACCCAAACUAAAUAGACAGGAUGGGGAGGAAUAGAGAGAUGGAUAAAGAGAGAUGGAAGGUGUGGUGAAAUGCAAUGUCAGAAACAAAGUAAGAAUGGAAAUAUGUUUACAGUCCAUACACAGGUCAUAAUUAUUUGCUCAAAGGUCCAAGUCAUCCUUCACUAUAAAUUAAUUAUAGUUCCUGAAGUCUAAAAAGUAGGAGACGUUUGCACUGAACAAAUGAACUGGAAUGUGCGAUGGCCCAUUACAUAAAAUACUGUAUAUGUAAAUGGAUCCUAAAUGAGCAUUGCAAUACAAUCCAAUUGAUGAAUUGUUGUUGAGGCCAAGUGAUGUAUUACCAUAAAUUAUUGAGUUUUUUUUUAGUUAUUCACAAAGUAUUUGAAUACCAUAGUUCCCGCUUCAAACCUACUAUUGGAUGGUUGCUUUUGUGACACUCUUGACACCAUUUCAUAUUUUAAAGGUACAUUUUUGGGCACUUUAUUGAUAUUUGCAUUACUCUAGAUAUGUAUAGCUGCACAAUGCCUGCAGAAUCAAAAGGUUGAUCAAAAUGUUGUUUGUACACAGGGUUUGGUUCACUAUAUGUUGUGUCAUAUUAAACCAUUUUUCUUCCCUGGUAUUUUAUUGUGAUUUCAUGGUAGUUCAUUGAUGGUGGUAAUAUUGUAGCAUAAAAAAAUUACUAAAAAAAAUUCAAGAGGCCCAUGAUACUGAACAAUGGAGACCAGGACAUAUUGAAUUAUGCAAAUAUCUUAUAAAAGAAUGAACUAGUGAGCAUUCAAAAUGCACUUUAUGGUGGAUGUUUUAUACUGCAAAGAGAGUGAUUUGAUUGACUGAGCACAUUUCCCUAAAUCUUUUCCUCUGGAAAAUUAAAGAGCCCCAGUUUCUCAAAAGUGAAAAUCAUGUACCUGUAUAUCAUACAGUAGUUUGUAAAUACAGUAUGUACGAGUGUGCACCAGUGUAUUUAGUGUAGAGCAAUUAUGCUUGGCAAAAUGGUCAUGUCUGUAGUUCCUUCUGUGAUUAGUGUGUACUGUUCAGGGGCUACGUCAAUAAACUUCAGUGUUGUUCUCUUGAUACAGUGAUCAUAACAUUUCAUGUUUUCAGUCAGAUCUAUUUUGUCUAUCAAUCAUUUCCUUAACCAGUGAAACAUGUUAGUAGACUUCUCACGUCCCCGCAUCAAUCCUCUCAAAGCAGUUUUGUACAUACAUGUUUCACAGUUUAUAUCCCACAGUGGAAUAAUAAAAAAAUUAAAAAACACUUCUUGAUUGGUUUGUGUAGAGAAGCAAAGUGAAGAUUUUGCAUCUAUGAACAUUUCUAGGACAGUAUUUUAUUAAGUGAGACUGCCUUUAUUUUAAAAAGGGCUGGCAAACAAGAAUGUUUUUGAAAAGAAAAAACAUUAUGUGUGUAACUUAUCAGUCACAAACAAAAUGCAAUGUAAUCAAUAGGUGGAGGAGUGUGAUCAGUUUUGACUGAGGAAAGAAAAUGCUGCAGCACUCUGAAGAUUCAUGUAUGACCUUUGGUGUAGAUAUAGCACAUCAUUCUGGUAAUGACUUGAAUGGCCUGAGGCAGAAAGUGGGUUGAAAGGUUAAAGGUAGGCCUAAACCGUAACCACAGGAACAAUGAUUCCUCCCAUAAACUGCACCUGACCUUGAAUGUUGUUUGGAUAUCCAUGCAGCACAUAUACGAAUAUGACUAACUGGUAGGCUAAUUGGCAUGUUUAAAAGUAGAUACAGCUCUCAAAAUUAGGCAGCAAAGGAGCCCCAUAGUCUAUAUGUUAGGACUGACAAUGUGUGUAUUUCCCAUUGAACGCACCAAAAGAGCAUGCUGAGAACAAUGUUUUGUUUUAUGUUUUUUGUUUUUUUUUUGAAUGAAAGAGAUAUUCAUUGUGAUUGAUUGUUAACUUGUGAUGUGGAUAUUUAAUCAUGAAUAAAAAGAGA